Messenger RNA from Serpula lacrymans var. lacrymans S7.9, 795 nucleotides. RefSeq lists its product as uncharacterized. Bases 1 to 795 code for a protein of 264 amino acids. Lineage: Eukaryota; Fungi; Basidiomycota; Agaricomycetes; Boletales; Serpulaceae. The record is from RefSeq and is a predicted model, not a curated record. The transcript has 6 exons.
AUGAUUCCAGGCUUCAAGGAUCAGCUUACCAGUGCUUCAAUCUCAGAAGAUGACAUUGAAGCUAUAAGCAAACUAGCCCUCAAAGGUUCAAUCAUUGACUGGAUUACACCAAAGGCUCAGAAUUUGGACCCUCCACUUCAUCAAAACAUCAAGUCUACUCAGGGUUUUGGCCAUCCUCAGACUAAACUACAGAGUGGUGAAACACUUGUCACAAGUGACCAAUGGCCUUUGUUUCUUUAUGCUGGCCUUGACUAUGACAGUACAGACCCAUGGAAGGGCUUGCUCCGUAAUAAUCUUUUUGUCUUGGCUUAUAAACACAUAUUUCUAUCUCCAUCAUCUGUCAAUUCCAACACUGAGGCCCGUGCCACUCACUCUUCAAAUGCCCGCUUGCAUGGUAUGCACCAAGUAACACGUGGUUCUAUUGCAUACAUAGCUACACAAGUUCAUUUUGCAUUAUUAGCCCAAUCGGUUUUCUCUCGUACCGACACUAUCACUGACUCCGAGGGGUUCUUUAAUAGCAUCUUGGGUCUUCUCCAAGAUCCCAAUGAGAUUGAGGAGGACAAUGACCUCCUUGCUUGGUGGAAUCACCUGGCACUUGACGUUCUCAAAAACCUUCCACAAGGUGGCAAAUUAUCAUGGUUUGAAGAUAACAAUGAUGGCGAUGAAAUCAAUAUGGAGCAGAUUCUCGAUGGUUCCGAGGCGUUAGAUAUAAGUCAUGCAGGUGGGGAAUUUGAAGCAUUGGCCUCACAGCUCAAAGAUAAUAUCUGGAAAAGGUGCUUCAAGUCUAUUGAUUAA